UCAGUCUGCUCCAUCCCUGCCUCCUCCUCCUCAUUCUUGGCUUUCCGUCUGUCUGCCGCCGCUCUUCCUCCUCAGCCUCGCCUCCUCCGUCGAGCAGGAUGUGGCGUUCGGCGGCUCUGCUGGUCUCGGGAAUCUCGGCGUUGAUCCACGUGGCUUGGGGGGGUCCCCACCAGAGAAAUCUGCUGAAGAGCCUGCUGAAGGACUACAACCGCAUGGAGCGCCCCGUCGGGAAUGACUCGCACCCGCUCACGGUCACCUUCUCGCUCAGUUUGAUCCAGAUCGUGGACGUGGAUGAGAAGAACCAGGUGCUGACCUCCAACAUGUGGCUGCGCAUGAGCUGGUUCGACCACUACCUCCAGUGGAACCAGAGCGAGUAUCCCGGAGUUAAAAACCUUCGCUUCACCACCGAGCAAAUUUGGACGCCAGAUAUUUUGCUGUACAACAGCGCCCACGACGACUUUGACUCCACCUUUAAGACCAACGUCCUGGUCAACUCCAGCGGCUAUGCUGAAUAUUUGCCUCCGGGCAUCUUCAUGAGCACGUGCAGCGUGGACGUGCGCUGGUUCCCUUUCGACGUCCAGAAGUGCGUCCUCAAGUUCGGCUCGUGGACGCACGACGGCCGGCUGCUGGACCUGCGGAUGAAGCGGGCCGACGUCUCGGGCUACGUGCCCAACGGCGAGUGGGACCUCAUCGGGGUGCCCGGCGCCCGCAACGAGCGUUUCUACGAUUGCUGUCAGGAGCCCUACCCGGACGUGACCUUCGUGGUGACCGUGCGGCGAAGGACGCUCUACUACGCCCUCAACCUGCUCAUCCCCUGCAUGCUGAUGUCCUCCAUGACGCUCCUCAUCUUUGUGCUGCCCGCCGACUCCGGGGAGAAGAUCUCUCUGGGCAUCACCGUCUUGCUGUCACUGACCGUCUUCAUGUUGCUGGUGGCCGAGAUCACGCCGGCCACGUCCGACUCGGUGCCGCUCAUAGGUCAGUACUUUGCCAGCAUCAUGAUCAUCGUGGGUCUGUCCGUCAUCGCCACCGUGGUGGUCCUGCGGUACCACCACCACGAUCCCAACGGAGGGAACAUGCCCAAAUGGGUGAAGCUGGUCCUUCUCCAAUGGGUGGCCUGGUUCCUGCGGAUGAAGCGGCCCGGCGAGGCGGAAAAGCCCCGGCGGCCCCCUUGCGCCCCCCACCUACGCCGCUGCUCAUCGGGCUCCGGCAGCGGGAGCAUCCCCAACCACGGCAACCCGCCGCAGCCGCAGCCACAGAAUCUGGCCCACCUCCACGUGCAGUGCAGCGCCAACGGCAACGGGAACCUGCUCUACUUCCAGGGGACGGAGGAGCCCGCGCUCUCGUGCGGCAGCAUCCCCGCGGGGCCCCGCGGCCCGCAGCCCGGCCUCUGCGGAUCCCCGCCGCCUCCCGCCCCCCAGCCGGACGGGGUCAGGCGCCCCGCCGCCGCCGUCUCCGGAGGGGACCCGCUGCUUCAGGCCAUCCUGGAGGAGGUGCGCUACAUGGCGGAUCGCUUCCGCCGACGGGACCGGGCGGAGCGCGCCGCCGACCAAUGGAAGUUUGCGGGCGCCGUCAUCGACCGCCUGUGCCUGGUUGCCUUCAGCGUCUUCAACAUCAUCUGCACCAUCUCCAUCCUCCUGUCGGCGCCCAACUUUGCCGACGCCCUUUCCAAAGACUUUGUCUGAAAAGCCGCCCAGGGGGAGCAAAGCGGAUGAGGGGGAGUUAGGGUAUCGAGCGGGCUCGGGUCCACGUUGGCGGCUGGGCUUCUAGAGCGGGAGACAAAGGAAAACGUGGCAUUUCUUUGCGCGAGACCGACCCAACUCCGUGACGGAAACGGAAAGAGAUCAGAGCUGCGAAU
Molecule: messenger RNA, 1855 nt
Organism: Hippocampus zosterae (dwarf seahorse)
Lineage: Eukaryota; Metazoa; Chordata; Actinopteri; Syngnathiformes; Syngnathidae
Gene: chrna11
Product: cholinergic receptor, nicotinic, alpha 11
Exons: 9
Coding region: 99-1682 (527 amino acids)
Biological process (GO): regulation of membrane potential; monoatomic ion transmembrane transport; nervous system process
Cellular component (GO): postsynaptic membrane; neuron projection; synapse
Molecular function (GO): transmembrane signaling receptor activity; acetylcholine-gated monoatomic cation-selective channel activity
Source: RefSeq, a predicted model, not a curated record